GCGAAAAUAGGAAUACAUUUACAAACAUUUAAAUAUAGUUUCGAUAUCAAAAAUCUAUUGUUGAACAAAAGCUUCUUAUAUUGGGCCCCCAACGUGCAUAAGAUGGAUUUUUUUUAACUUCCAUUUGAAGUAAUUUAUUAUCAGAUGUGAUUCAAUAUACAUACUGAGAUAAGUAUAAAUCAAGGGAACUUCAAUUCAAACCAGUAAUAAAAUGAUAACCGACAAGCACUUUUCUGAUUUGGAUGAGAAAGGUUACACGGUUGUAGAGAACGUCGUGAGUCCCGAUGACUGUGAUCAGGCUAUCUCGGAGUACCGGAAGUGGCUUGGGAGCUUCGAGACCAAUGGAUUCCCGGUGACAUGUAAUUCGUUGAUAUGGACAUACAAUGUGGAAAACCUUGAUACAACGUGGAAAUUAAGGCUGGCGACAAAGCCAGUGUUUGCGCAACUCUGGAAGACAGAAAAACUUCUGACAAGCAUCGACACUAUCGCGAUCGGGCGUCCACCGGAAGAGAGUAAUGAGCGUUUCCAGGAUCCUGAUAAUUACUGGUUACACGUUGACGUCACUCCGGGACGAGUGGGCGUCCACGCAUACCAGGGGGCGCUUUAUUUGGAGGAACAGGAAGAAGAGGAUUGGAAUUUCCUGGUGUUGGAUGGCUCACACAAACACCUUAUGUCGCUGUUUGUUGAGCAACCUGAGACUGCCGAUGCCGCGCGUUCAUGCGACUUCGAAUACCGUCUUAGGCGUGAUGACAUCACAUACUUUAAGGAGCGGGGCUGCCACGCGCGAAGGGUUCCGGUGCCAAAAGGAGGCAUGGCUCUCUGGGACUCCCGGCUUGUCCAUGCGACUGCCAGACCUAUCGAAGGACGGAAAAACGCUGGUCGGUGGCGAUGGGUGACGUUUGUGUCCAUGACGCCAGCGAUAUGGGCGAACGAGCGGGACCUGUCAAUCAAACGAGAAGCGUAUGAAAAAGUAUACUGCACUUCCCAUUGGUCGUCCCAGGGAGUGCGGUCGCAAGGCCACCGUACAGCUCCCGGCAUUCCUUGCCCUACAUCAAUACCAGACAAUGCGCGCUCCGACGAAGCCAAGCGCCUCGCCGGCGUGCUGCCGUACGACUUUAACGACGGAAUGCCGACGGGAGAGGAACAGCGGCCGGCAUGGCGGAGGUCUAGGCGGCCACUUCCGGCCGGACAGGAUCUUGAGAGGAGAUACGCGAAUGGGCACUUAUAACACUCAAGCAUAUGAUGAACUAUCAGAUCCGUUUAAAUAAAUAAAAGCGGAUGUGACAAAGUUUAAAGUUAUUUGUCCUACCUUUUCUUAACAAAUACCAAACAACAAAAGGCAAAGUGGUGUUUAAAAGUAUUAUUCUAUCUAACUCUGUCCCCUUUCACAAGCAAUUGAUUGUUCAAUGUACGCCCCUAUAAAGAGUGGACGAGUCCUUUUAAUUUUGGAACGGAUUUUAUAUGCUUUAUAGAUAUCAAUAAUCGCGAGUUGUUUUUUUUCUGCAUUUAUUGAACAUAAACAAAAACAUUAAAAGUUUUGAAAUUUCAAAUUAAUAACCACGUUUUUUGUUGUUGUUUUUUUAAAUUUUAAAUAGGUCUGGAGAUUCGCAAUAAAUUUGUAUAUCACAGAACAAAUAUUUAUUGCACUUUAAAUAAAAAUAAAAUGUUAUAAAAAAUUUAUUAUUUGAAGUGUUUUCUGAAUAUCACCACAAAAGGAAUUAAACUCUGCAGUUGUUGAUGCAAUAUUUUAUUGGUGCUUUAAAGAUACAAAAUAUUAUUUCACUUAGGAGAAAACAUAGUGUGUAAUUAAAAUGAACUAACUCUAUCAACUCAACAUUUUACCACCAAAAUUAUCAUUAAAUUAAAAUUGACUGUACUCAAGAUUUACCGAUUCAAACACACAUAUCUGCAUCAAUUUUAAUGGAAAACAUAUUCCGGUAUCAAAAACAGUGAUAACGGCUUCUCCCAAUAUCGAUACCGAGUACCGGGUUUUAGCUCUGCUCCAAUAUGAACUACUCUUAAAAGCGAAAAUUUGAUUAUAAUGGUUACUUUGCUAAAAUCAAAGUGCUGAAAGCACUGAUGGACUAGGGCUUCAUUCAGGGGAAUGUUGACAACCAUUUUCUAAGCAUUGAAAAAUAUCGGCUCACAUCACAAGGGGUCACUGUUUAAUGGGCUAGCUUAAACUUAAGACUAAAACUGCUUGCAAGCUGCAAAGGAAAUUUGAAAAAAUCUA
Mya arenaria is the source of this 2233-nucleotide messenger RNA. RefSeq lists its product as uncharacterized. NCBI's taxonomy places the organism in Eukaryota, Metazoa, Mollusca, Bivalvia, Myida, Myidae. Bases 212 to 1228 code for a protein of 338 amino acids. The record is from RefSeq and is a predicted model, not a curated record. The transcript has 5 exons.